GUUCCUCCCUUAGGGGCCCACGUGAGUGGUGGGGAAACGCAGGGGCGGCUUCUAGGUGUUGCUGCAACCGCCAGCACCGCCACUGCCACCGCCACCAGCACCGCCACCGCCGCCACCGCCUCAGAACCCGGGCCUGGGGGGCGGUGGGGCCUCGUAUGGAGCCCCCGCCCCCCGGAGCUGCCAAAGCUGCCACCGCACCACUCACAGGUACCCCUGGGAUGGCGUGAGCACUCCCCCGCGAUGGACCCAUCUGUGACACUGUGGCAGUUUCUGCUGCAGCUGUUGAGAGAGCAAGGCAAUGGGCACAUCAUCUCAUGGACCUCGCGGGAUGGUGGUGAGUUCAAACUGGUAGAUGCAGAGGAGGUGGCCCGGCUGUGGGGACUGCGCAAGAACAAGACCAACAUGAAUUAUGACAAGCUCAGCCGAGCUUUGCGGUACUACUAUGACAAGAAUAUCAUCCGCAAGGUGAGUGGCCAGAAGUUCGUCUACAAGUUUGUGUCCUACCCUGAGGUUGCACGGUGCUCCACAGAGGACUGCCCACCGCAGCCUGAGGUGUCUGUAACCUCUAGUGUGGCAAAUGUGGCCCCUGCUGCUGUACACACAGCCCCUGGGGACAGUGCCUCCGGAAAGCCAGGCACACCCAAGGGUACAGGAAUGGCAGGCCCAGGCGGUUUGGCACGCAGCAGCCGAAAUGAAUAUAUGCGCUCGGGCCUCUAUUCCACCUUCACCAUCCAGUCCCUACAGCCACAGCCACCCCCUCAUCCUCGGCCUGCCUCGGUGCUCCCCAGCACCACCCCUGCAGGAACAGCAGUGCCCCCCUCAGGGAGCAGGAGCACCAGUCCAAACCCCUUGGAGGCCUGCCUGGAGGCAGAAGAGGCCAGCCUGCCUCUGCAGGUCAUCCUGACUCCACCUGAGGUUCCAAACCUGAAAUCAGAAGAGCUGAAUGUGGAGCCAGGUUUGGGCCAGUCACUUCCCCCAGAAGUGAAGGUGGAAGGGCCCAAGGAAGAGUUAGAAGCUGCUAGGGAAGCGGGAUUUGUGCCAGAAUCUGCCAAGGCUGAGCCAGAAGUCCCUCCUGAGGAGGGUGUGCCGGCCCAGCUGUCCUCUGUUAUGGAGACUACAGCACAAGUGGGUGGCCAUGCGGCCUCCACCCCUGAGAUCCCUCAGCCACAGAAGGGUCGGAAGCCCCGGGACCUGGAGCUUCCACUCAGCCCGAGCCUGCUAGGUGGACCAGGACCCGAACGGACUCCAGGAUCAGGAACUGGCUCUGGUCUGCAGGCACCAGGGCCAGCACUGACGCCAUCCCUGCUACCUACACAUACAUUGACCCCGGUGCUGCUGACGCCCAGCUCGCUGCCCCCCAGCAUUCACUUCUGGAGCACCCUGAGUCCCAUCGCACCCCGUAGCCCAGCCAAACUCUCCUUCCAGUUUCCGUCCAGUGGCAGCGCCCAUGUGCACAUCCCUUCCAUCAGCAUGGAUGGCCUCUCGACCCCCGUGGUGCUCUCCCCAGGGCCCCAGAAGCCAUGACUACCACCACCACUGCCCCUUCUGGGGUCACUCCAUCCAUGCCCCUGGACUUCUCUCCAGCCAGCCAUCUCAAGGAGAACCAUAGUUCAUCUGACAGACUUGUGCUCUGGUUUUGGUGGGGUGGGAUUCCUGGGAAGAAUGGUCUCUUUUACUAACUCGUCCAUGGAAAACACACUAUUUCUCUCUUCUUCGUCAGUCCCCCAGUGGUCGCCCUUACACAUCUCCUACUUCAGUAGUAGGGAUGGUUUAUUUAUUUAUUUUUUGAAGGCCACUGGGAGGAGCCUGGCCCAACCCUUUUAGGGGGGUAGUUAAGACAUCUCCCCCAUCUCCCCACUUUUUUCCCCAAGGCAAGACAAUCAGGGUCUGGCUUGAGAAA
Molecule: messenger RNA, 1900 nt
Organism: Heterocephalus glaber (naked mole-rat)
Lineage: Eukaryota; Metazoa; Chordata; Mammalia; Rodentia; Bathyergidae
Gene: Elk1
Product: ETS transcription factor ELK1
Biological process (GO): regulation of transcription by RNA polymerase II; cell differentiation
Cellular component (GO): nucleus
Molecular function (GO): DNA-binding transcription factor activity, RNA polymerase II-specific; sequence-specific DNA binding
Source: RefSeq, a predicted model, not a curated record